UGCAGCGCUGAGGCUCGGUGGCGGACGUUAUAACAAUGCUGUGUCAAUUCAGCUUGCUCUGUGAUCGUAUUGUGUUCUGUGACUUUUAGAAACCUCAGUCAGCUGCUGAGGUCUUGAGGCGUCAGCAUGAUAAUAAGUGGGUUCGGAUCCUGACGGCAAGCAAGGUACACGUACACUUGUAGGAUGUCCAGGGAACAUCCAGUGGCUGUGGAGGGGGCGCAGUCCCAGGACGAUGGCAGUAGUUCCAAGUCAACGUUGAGUGUGACUGAUGAGUUGAAGUUCCUACUAGCAGAUGGCGCGCUUGCUGUUGCCAACUCUAAUCACACCAUCGAGUUACCGCCAUGGUUUGAUUGGGACAAGUUUCGGAGGGGCCAGCAGUACUUCCACAACAACUACUUCGCGCUGUUUGUUGCCAAGCUGUGCGGGUUGCUCACCAUCCUGGCGAUUCCCAGCAUUCAGCGCGUGCUCAGGCUCACUCGCCAGUCCAGCGAGCCUCUGACAGCGUUCAGGCGCUAUGUGGCAACCCUCACACAUAUGCUUGAGUGGUACGAAGGUGAUCUACUGGAGCCUACGUCCAGGGCCCACAUGUCCCUGCUGGGGGUCAGGGCACGCCACUGCACCGCCGCACGAAAGGCUCGCAAGGCGGGAUUAGGGUCCAUAUCUCAGCUGGACAUGGCAAUGACCCAGUUCGGGUUUAUGGGCUUCGGGCUGCUGGCGUCAGAGAAAUUGGGGCUCAUCGGAUCCCCUGAAGAGCAGGAGGGCUUCGUCCACUUUUGGAGAACAGUGGGCCAUCUUCUGGGGAUUGAGGACAGGUUCAACAUCUGCAGGUGCAAUCUGCGCGAGACGAGACAGCUGUGCCAGGCGAUGCUGGAACAGGUGUUUGUGCCUGCAUUACGCAAACCUUCAGAGGGAUUCGACCAGAUGUCGCGUUCCUUGAUCCAAGGUAUGUGGUCCAUGGUCCCUUUCCUCGACUACGACGCCUUCUUGAGCUUCACCAUGCGUCUAGCAGGCGUCGAGACAACAGAAAGCAAGAACAAAUCCCCACAGUCAUUUCACAGCAGAGCGCUUCUUGCGUACCAGAUCUUCGUGCAUGAAGUGGUGCUCAGGAAUUGGUUUCUGGGUUCGAUAUGGAGGCCUAUAUUAAAUUUCGGUAUGUGGCUUUCAGUCUUUUUGACGCAGCGACUUCCCAUAUUGGCCUAUAUACAAUAUGGCAAGAGAAACGUCUAUUGACUAGCACUGAAACGCGAUGGCUCGCACAUCAGGCGAGCCAUCCGACAUCACGCACCACGAGUUUAUACUUAUGGCGUGGUUAAGAAAUACUCGAGUUCCUGAACCUUUGAGUAGUGAGGGAGAUGUGCACGCCUGUGUGAUACGAUUUUAUGAUUGCAGCAGGAAGUGGAGCACGCUAGUGGUCACAGCGUCCUCCAAACUUCAGUUUCUGAACUUACCUGAGACUUUUUCCGCCAGCUAGUUUUCGGUUACAAAGGAAACACAACAUUUACGAAUCUCCUUAGGGCAUUAGGAACAACUACGGAAGUUGCCGUGGUGAGCCCACUGGGCGGAGCUAAUCUGUACACCUUCCAAGGAUAUGAACUCAGUACAACAUAAUUCAUAUUUUUACUUAAUGACGGAAACAGAACUAGCUUACGAAAUGUCCUGUCUUUUAACCAAAAAACAGAAAUUGCAAAAUGUCCAGUAUAUACAAAUUGCAGUAGAUCAUUAUAAACAGAAGGUUCUGGGAAGAACUAAUUGCCUACUUUCCUUGACAUGAACCGCAUACAAAACAACUCUUCCAACAAAUCUUAUAUUGUGUGUGUGUAUUUGUUGCCGCGGUAAUGUUUUUACUGAUG
This is a messenger RNA of Cryptotermes secundus, 1850 nucleotides long. RefSeq lists its product as uncharacterized. The record is from RefSeq and is a predicted model, not a curated record. Lineage: Eukaryota; Metazoa; Arthropoda; Insecta; Blattodea; Kalotermitidae. Gene Ontology annotation, molecular function: oxidoreductase activity. The coding region runs from base 184 to 1230 and encodes 348 amino acids. The transcript is spliced from 6 exons.